Silurus meridionalis is the source of this 2031-nucleotide messenger RNA. RefSeq names its product flavin-containing monooxygenase 5-like. The coding region runs from base 220 to 1848 and encodes 542 amino acids. Lineage: Eukaryota; Metazoa; Chordata; Actinopteri; Siluriformes; Siluridae. The record is from RefSeq and is a predicted model, not a curated record. Gene Ontology annotation, molecular function: N,N-dimethylaniline monooxygenase activity; flavin adenine dinucleotide binding; NADP binding. The transcript has 10 exons.
GACAAGCAUUCUUCAGCACUGCUGGUCCAGCCUGUCAAACUUGUCCUAUUUGUCUGUCUCUAAUCAGCGGUUAAAAGAGAGUAAAGUUCAAGCAGUUGCAUUGUGCAAAGGUUUGCUAGAUGGAAGUUUUGCGACAGAACCAAACAUACCUGAGGAAAGGCACCGGAGGUCUGAUUGGUAUUUUGCCCCUUUAUCUGAACUGAUAAGUAUACCCACGAUAUGGCUGGGCGUGUUGCUGUGAUCGGAGCCGGGUGCUCUGGACUGACUUGUAUAAAGUGUUGUUUGGAUGAAGGUCUGGAACCAGUGUGCUUUGAGAGCUGCGAUGACAUUGGAGGACUCUGGAGGUUUAAGGAGACACCAGAGGCUGAACGCUCCAGCAUGUACCGCUCACUGGUUGUAAAUACCUCAAAAGAGAUGAUGUGCUUUAGUGAUUUUCCCAUUCCAGCACAUUACCCAAACUACAUGCACCACUCCAAGCUGAUGAACUACUUACGGCUGUAUGCUGAGCACUUUGAUCUGCUCAAGUACAUUCACUUCCAGACAACGGUGCUCAGUGUGAGACAGAGGCAUGACUUCUCUCACACAGGUCAGUGGGAGGUGGUGAUUGAGAACAGAGAUGGACACAAAGAAACACAGGUGUUUGAUGGGGUGCUUGUAUGUUCGGGAAUCUUCACACACCCUGUUACACCCCUCUCAGCGUUUCCUGGAAUAGAUACAUUCCCAGGGAAGUGCUGCCAUAGUUGGGAAUAUAAGGAUCCAAAUUCAUUCCGGGGGAAGAGGGUGGUGGUUAUUGGCAAUGGCAACUCUGCUGGAGAUAUUGCUGUGGAGAUCAGCAGAGUGGCAGAAAGUACUUUUCUGAGCAUGCGUGAAGGAGCAUGGGUUGUAAGCCGUUUGUCAACCGGUGGUCUGCCUUUAGACAUGAACAUUUCGACACGUCUAAACUACCUUCUAUUGCGAGUGCUUCCUAAUUCUCUGCUCAACUGGGCACUGGAGAGAUUGUACAAUCAGAAAUAUAACCACAGAUUGUACGGACUGCAGCCAAGACACAGGAUACUCAACCGAGUACCCAUUAUUAAUGACGACCUACCAGGACGCAUCCUUCAGGGGGCAGUGCAGCUAAAACCAAACGUGCAAGAGUUCCAAGGCUCGACUGUGGUAUUUGAUAACGAGACGAUCGAAGAUGGGAUCGAUGCAGUUGUCUUCUGUACAGGAUACAAGCCAAGCUUCCCGUUUUUACUGCAUUCAAAGAACAUCAAUCCUGAAAAAGAAAUGAGCCUUUACAAAAGAGUCUUCCCUCUGUACCUUGAGCAGCCCACACUGGCCUUCAUAGGGUUUCUCACUGCCACAGGACCUUUAAUGCCCAUAAUGGAAAUGCAGGCACGAUGGGCCACUCGAGUCUUUAGAGGUUUAAACCAUCUUCCUCCUGUAUCAGUAAUGAAAAAGGUCAUUGAGAAAACCUGGAAAGCAAAUCUGAAAAGAUUCUCUUGUGCAAAGACAUCUGCUUUGAUAGUGGACUUUAUCACUUACUUGGAUUCCGUUGCACAGGAAAUCGGUGUGCGUCCCAACCUUUUGUGGCUGCUCUUGUCCGAUCCUGGUUUGGGUUUCAGGAUUCUGUUCGGUCCCUGCACUUCGUACCAGUUUCGGCUGUGUGGACCAGGAAAAUGGGCAGGGGCUCGACAGGCCAUUCUCAGCCAAUGGGAGCGUGUAGCCGAGCCAUUUAAGACACGUCCCGUUCCAGAGCACAAAUCUUGUGGAUUUCACUACUGGCUGAUUCUGGCAGGAGGAAUGAUGCUGACUUUUGCUCUCGUUGAACUGCAGAAGAGAAAUAAACCUUUCUUUAGUAUCUGAUUACAUAUCUUAUGGUCUUUAUAGUAGUGUAUUUUAGAGUUUUGCAUAAAACUAGAAUAAUUUAUACUCAAUAGUUGUCAUGUGGAAACAAUUUAAAUCUAAUAUGAAUGUUUUUCCAAUGUGAUAAAAUGCUAAUUUUUUUAUCUUAUCAUAUGCUUGAAUGAAGUCUAGGAUUUGACUAAA